This is a messenger RNA of Peronospora matthiolae, 1176 nucleotides long. The record is from the annotation of a GenBank genome assembly. Lineage: Eukaryota; Oomycota; Peronosporomycetes; Peronosporales; Peronosporaceae.
AUGAUGGCGCGUGUCAUCCUCGUGCUCGCGACAUUAUCGCUCGUCGUCGCCCCCACGCUGUCCCAAGAGAGUGCGACGUCCGACGCCACUGACGUCGCCGCGCCCGCGCCCGUCCCUGUCUCUGCGCCCGCCCCUACCCUCGCUCCUGUGGUCCCCACGCCCGCCUUUGACCGCGCCGAUACCAAUCAUAAUGGUGUAGUGGACCACACAGAAUUCACUGCUUUCACCACCGCGCUCUCGCACGCACUUGAUCCAUUUCUAAACGCGGGUCCCAUUUCUAAAAGCAACAAAAAUAACGACAACGACGCCAAAAAUGACGACGACGCCGCCAAAAAUGACGAUAAAGAAGACGAAAAUGACGAUAACGAGGACGAAAAUGACGAUAAAGAGGACAAUCACGAAGCAGAUGGCGCUGGCGCUGGCGCUCCUGGUGGCUGGCAAAAUGUGCUGCUCACACGUCCGCGGUUCAAGCUGCAGCCUGGUGGUCCCAAGCAGCUCUUCUGGUCGGGCUUUGUGAGCGGUUUGCUGACCAUUUGGGCCACGGAAAUUGGGGACAAGACGUUCUUUAUUGCAGCCAUUUUGAGCAUGAAGAAGGACCGCGUGGUCGUGUUUGCAGGCGCCAUUGGCGCGCUCAUUGUCAUGACGGUGCUCUCGGUCGUGAUGGGCGUCGUGGCGACCAAGUUCCUGCCGCCAAGUGUGACGCACUAUCUCGGGGCUGUGCUGUUUGUGCUCUUUGGGGCCAAGAUGCUGUACGAUGCGAGGGAGAUGAAUGCGGCGGGUCCGUCGGAUGAAUUGAUUGAGGUGGAGGAGGAGCUGAUGGGCAAGAAGGACGAGGGUGGUCUUUCGGCUAAGCAAGUGGAGGAAGGCGUGGUCAAGGCAGACAUUUCGACAGACGGCAUGAUUCAGGUGUUUUCGCAGACGUUCCUUAUGACGUUCUUGGCGGAAUGGGGCGACCGGUCACAGAUUGCGACGGUGACGCUGUCGGCGACCAAGGAUGCGUUCGGCGUGACGCUUGGCGCGAUCCUCGGCCACUCAAUGUGUACGGGCAUUGCUGUCCUAGGCGGCAAGUUUCUGGCCAAGCGCAUCUCGGAACGGACCGUGACGCUCGUAGGUGGCGUCCUCUUUGUGCUGUUUGCGCUGCACUCGUUCGUGACGGGUCCCAGCGUAGCGAAGUAG